This is a messenger RNA of Eremothecium cymbalariae DBVPG#7215, 963 nucleotides long. RefSeq names its product alkaline dihydroceramidase (gene YDC1). The record is from RefSeq and is a predicted model, not a curated record. Gene Ontology annotation, cellular component: endoplasmic reticulum membrane. The transcript has a single exon. Bases 1 to 963 code for a protein of 320 amino acids. Lineage: Eukaryota; Fungi; Ascomycota; Saccharomycetes; Saccharomycetales; Saccharomycetaceae. Gene Ontology annotation, biological process: ceramide catabolic process; ceramide biosynthetic process.
AUGUUUGGAGGUUUACUUGCAAUGAAGCCAUAUCCGGAGCCACUUCCGGUUGGGUUUUGGGGUGAGCCGACGUCGACCAUUGAUUGGUGUGAGGAAAACUACGUUUUAUCGUAUUAUGUUGCCGAGUGGUCGAAUACGAUCACUAAUAGUGUGUUUAUUAUUCAAGCUGUGUACUUGACGUACUCUAGUAUACGCCACAAACUAGAGAAGCGGUUUAUCCUGACGAGUUUGGGGUUUGGACUGGUUGGGAUUGGGUCUUGGUUGUUUCAUAUGACUUUGAGAUAUGAGUUCCAGCUUUUGGACGAGCUCCCUAUGGUUUAUGCGACAUGUGUUCCUACUUGGAGUGUAAUGUGCGAACAGGAAUUGGUUGGAGAGCCGCGACGUAUUGGUACCGUGUUACAAAGGAAGAGAUGGUUAAUUGGGGCAUCCAUAUUUGCAGGUGCGUUGGCACUGACUUGUAUAUAUAUGUGGAUAUACACCGAUCCUUUUAUUCAUGAGCUAGCUUAUGCGUUGGUGACGGUAUAUGUUGUGAUUUAUUCUGCCCAUCUGGGUAGGAAGUAUAUCACUGAUUCAAAAGAAUGGAAUAACUUACGCACUUGUAUGGUACUGGGCGUUACGACGUUUGUAACGGCAUACAUCCUCUGGCAGUUCGAUGUACAUGCGUGUAACUUCUGGAUCAGGAUAAGGAGGGACUACUUAAUGCUGCCAUUUGGAACCCUUCUGGAACUUCAUGCCUGGUGGCAUGUUCUUACUGGAACUGGAGUAUACUACUACGUAGUAUACCUCAUAUACUUGAGACAGCUCCUUCAUAACAGGAGAGAUAAAUACAUGUUAAUAUGGCGAUGGAAGAUAUUUCCAGAAGUUGUUCAUAAUGACAACUCCCUCUGUCAAAACUAUUCUUUGGGGUUCUUAGGACCACUUCAAAGCCGUGCGACCAAGAAGUCUUCAGAUCAUCAAGACUAG